UCGGAGUUAUUAAGAAGGCGGUCCGGGUUAGCCGAUGCUAAUGCUAAGCUCUAAGGCCGAGGAAGCUAACGUUGUUUACCCACAAAACCAGCUCAUUUUGUCGUCGCGAGUCUCGUGUUCUUGUCUGUUUUUUGGUCCGUAUGGUGUCUCGCAAGCAGAAGCGGGUGUGGAGAUACGUGGAGGAGGGCAGCCUGCUAAAGCUGAAGUCGUACCUGCGGAAGCACCGGGACCUGGACGUGAACUUCUCCCAGGGCAAGAGGGAGAGGGGCCCGCUGCACCUGGCCUGCUGCCUGGGAGACGACGCCGUGCUGCGGCUGCUGCUCGAACACGGAGCCGAUGUCCUCCAGAGGGACCGAAAAGGAGACACAGCGUUACACACCGCAGCUAACAGGGCUCUUAAACACGGGAAAACAGCCUAUGCUGACCUGGUUGUCCCCCUGAAGAAGAGCUGCCCAGAAGCUCUGACUGUUCCCAACAGUGCUGGAGUCACACCUGAAGACCUGCUGAACUGGCUGAGACAGAAAGAGACUGUGGGAAACAUGAGCCGUCCUUCUGAAAGAGACCCUGAGAAGGAGUGGCUGGAGAAGCUGUUUGGUGAAUGCGAGGAUGAAUUCAAUGAAACCUUUGGAGUAUAUGAUGCCGACGAUUAUCUUGCUGUUGAUGACGAUGAUGCAGACUUCGGGGACUGGGCUGAUCGCAUCAGAAGAGAGUAUUUCGAUAAAAAGCACGCCGAAGCUCAGAGACUGGCUGCGUCGUCCUCUGGGUGGAAAAGAAGGAAGAGCAAACAGGAGAGGGAGCAGGAAGAGCAAAGCAACAGAGAGCUCCAUGAGAGGCUGCAGAGGGAGCACGAAGAGUAUCUGGCACGAGCGGCGCGUAAAGAAGAAGAGACUCGGCUGGGUAAGAAGCGCAGGUACGAGGAAGGCUGCGCUGCUACUUUUAACGCCGGCUCGUCGGCUGGCAGCGCAAAGCUGGGCUACAACGACAUCCCCUGGCCAGCUCCACGAGGAACGGUGCAGGAGAUGGUCGAUGUGAUGCUGCACGGCGUGGACCGAAAGGACGUGCCGGUGUUUCGUAAAAUUCUCCGGAAGCAGCAAACGCUGUGGCAUCCUGAUAAGUUUGCCCAGAGAUGUGAAGCUCGGUUGGAGGAGAAGGACAAGCAGAGGAUCCUGGACACGGUCACAGCUCUGUCACAGGAGCUCAACAGACUGGCCCAGAGUCUGAGGACUUGAACUGAUGCAAAUCAUAUGUUGUAUGAUUUCUAUAAAUAAUUGUAAACUCUGUAAGCUGGGAUGCACCAAUCCACUCUUCCUCCCAUACAGCUAGCUAAGUUGGCAUUGGACCGUUUUUUUUUUACGUCAGUAUUGUAACGGUGCAAAGACAAAAGUAGUUACAUUAAUGUGAAAUAAACAGUCCAGCUCAGUCUCGAU
Molecule: messenger RNA, 1427 nt
Organism: Acanthopagrus latus (yellowfin seabream)
Lineage: Eukaryota; Metazoa; Chordata; Actinopteri; Spariformes; Sparidae
Gene: nfkbil1
Product: nuclear factor of kappa light polypeptide gene enhancer in B-cells inhibitor-like 1
Exons: 4
Coding region: 141-1229 (362 amino acids)
Biological process (GO): canonical NF-kappaB signal transduction
Molecular function (GO): protein binding
Source: RefSeq, a predicted model, not a curated record